AUGUCCACCACCUACACCAAUGUGCCAAGUUUGCAAGGGGGUUAUUGGGGCUGGUUUAUGCUACUGACUCAUCUCUCCAUGCAAAAUGGUACCUGUCACACAUCACAUCCAUCCUGCUUGAUUACUGUGCCAAAACUCAUUCAAACUAGAGGCCACAAACCUCCACUGGAGGUGGAGGAUAUCUGUGCAUGGGGAACUGCCAAUGGAGGUUGCAUGCCUUUCAUGUGGGUCUGCAAUGAUAUCAGCAGGCUGUUCAGGAUUGAGGGCAGGGGAACACUAGCAGACAUUUGUCAGGAUGUCACAAGUGAUGGUGAUGAAAUGCUUAAGGCAGCUGAAAUGCUACCAGAUCGAUUAGGUUCUAAGACAUAUCCUACUUGCCAAUUUUGCAGCCAACAAUCCAUCACUAGGCUCCAUAAUAUUAAUUGUCAACUGUUUGCCACAAUUGUCACAAUCAUUGUUAUUCAUGACACAGUGCCACCACACACAAAUACAUUUGCUGCCCUGCUGCAAUAUGAGUUGCAAAAGCUGCCAUGGGAAAGCAAGAGGUGUUCUUAUGGAGGCUCAUUUUAUGCCAGUGCACAUGAAUACUCACCACCUGUCCAACAGAGCACCAUAGAUGCUGUAGACUCUGUCACUGGGCACCUCUUUGUGCUUACCAUUACUGAUGAUGGUCCAGACCCUGGUACCACUGUCAAUAAACUGUGGCACUCCUGCACUGAUUUUCAGGCCAUGGGUCCAAGCAGCAGCAUGAUAAGCAACACACCCAAGGCAAUCCCUUUAGGUGAUCUUACCAGUAGUCUGAGUCGCCUGACCCUUCAUUCUCCUGGGCCUUCUGUUGCAUCCCCCCCCAAAGAUGCCCUUGAGAGAGAAUGGCUCUCACCUGACUUGCCCAUUACUUCCACUACCCCCACUUGGCUCCUCCUUGAUUCAUCAGACCUUGGCUCUCUUGAUGUCCAGCAUGAACUUGUCAUUCUACACAAAGCAAUUGAUCAGGUUACUCGUUCCAUGGAGUUGGUGGCCACAUGCAAAAAGGCUUUAUCUGCAUUGUUGGAUGAGGUCCAAUCCCAGGCAAAUGAAUGGGUGCCUACACCUUUGCCUCAAGAUCCAGUUGAGAUUGACACAGGGAAGCACUACUCACCACCAAUGAAGUGA
Pisolithus orientalis is the source of this 1152-nucleotide messenger RNA. RefSeq lists its product as uncharacterized. Lineage: Eukaryota; Fungi; Basidiomycota; Agaricomycetes; Boletales; Pisolithaceae. Bases 1 to 1152 code for a protein of 383 amino acids. The transcript is spliced from 9 exons. The record is from RefSeq and is a predicted model, not a curated record.